UAUCAUGAAAAAUAUUUCAACUUCAAAGUGAAAUGGAACGUACUCUUGGAAUGCCGAAGUUGCAUCUAGCGCGUCCAUGUUGUUUUGAUUUCGUGAACCGAGUUAGAACUGUGCCAAAAUUACAGAUUAUUUUGUAAACAAAACAAAUGAUUACAUUUGAACCUCAUUUGAAGCCAGUUUAAACUGAAGGCAAUAAUAUUAUGAUUAUCUAAUCAACUUUAUAACAGGAAAAUGGACCACAUUCAAGCACCUCCAGCCAUCCCUCAUCUGGUGCAAGUCUACCAGCCCCCAACAACAUCGAAACAAAACCCACAAAUAAUCCACAUCUCCCACUCAACUUCACAGGGGAAGGUCGCGUACCAACAAACAAUCACUUCCGAGUCCAUACAUAUUCCGGUAACCUCACACACUAUAGGAAACGAUCAGAUCAUGUCACAGAACCAGCUAGUUAUGUCUUGCCAACAGCAUUUGCAUAGCAUGCAGCCGUUACAGACUCAGAUACCUUCACAAGUGCUGCAGGGAGCGGAUAUGGGGCAGUCUUUGCAUGUUCUUCUACCACAAGUGCCAGUAUUUAAGCAGCACAUGCUUAUGAAUGGGGUUCAGCAGCAAUAUUAUGGACAAUAUGGAUAUCCGAAAGAACAGUGUAUUGUUACGAAAUUGGAGCCUGAGGUGCAGUUGUUGGGAGAAAAACGAGUGGAAUGCAAAACAGAACAUGCUACACAAGUUGAUGAUGACAAUGUCCACAGGAAAAAGCGCAUGCGCAGUCAAGUACCCAACCCAAACAUGUGGGCAUGUAAUGUGCGCAAAUUAAAACAUCAGAGAGGAGAGGCGUACAUCAGCAGAAGGGGGAAAUAUGUCCCUGAAAGACGAAUAAAGAAUACUAAAGACUGCCUUAGAACUUGCAAGUAUAAAUGUAGUGAAAGAAUCAGCGAUGCAGAUAGGGAGCAUGUCUUUAAAGCAUUUUAUUCAUUAAAUGCUAAUGAAAAGAAACAUUUCUUACUAAACACAACAGAAAGAAAUCAUGUGAAACAUGGUAAAGUGUCAGAAAACCACAAAAGAAAGUAUAUGUUCAAGUAUUUUUUCCUAAUUAGAUCUGUAAAGCAUACUGUGUGUAAGAAUUUCUAUUUAGGCACAUUAGCAAUUUCCCAGAAGCCUGUUUACAAUGUCCAUUUAGGGAAAUCAGACAUGAACAUACCAAAACCAGAUGGACGGGGCCUCUCGGAAUCUAGUACACAUUCAUUACCUUCGGAAAUUAAAGACAGAGUUAGGAAACACAUAAUGUCAUUUACAACACUUGAUUCGAAACCUAUAAAACAGUUUUCUAAGAAAAAACAAUAUUUAGAGUCAAAUUUAAGUAUAAAACAAAUGUAUACAAUGUAUUUUAAUGAUUGCGGGAAGGAUAAUGUAGUGCCUGUUAAGGAAUCUAUGUACAGAAAGAUUUUUAAGCAAGAAUUCAAUUUGCACUUUAGGAAGAAUAAAGAUCAACUUUGCUGUAAAUGUAAAGGGUCUAUUAAGAAAAAGUGAUGUAAUUUUUAAUAAAGAAAAUAAGAAACGGUUUGAUGUACUUUUAUAAAAAGGAAAUUUCUAAAUAAUUUUUUAGCAUGGUCAGAGUUGUUUUCAAGUGUGGGUUGCUCAAAAUAUGCUUUAUGUAUGGCUUCGAUAAAAGAGCGAAUGCUAAGCAUGUUGUAUCCAAUUAGAAUGUUAUGUUAUGGGGGCAAGGUUAGAAGUUUUGGUGUCAGUACAAGUAGAGAUGCACUGUCGAACAGUGCUUUGUAAUUCAGCCUUCAUGGAUUUUCAUGGUCUUGUUUAUAGGUGGGGUUGGAGCUUAUUUCUUUAUCUCUUAUUUUAUUUUUCUUUUGCCCUAAAUUUCUUUUUUUGUUAACAAAUUGUCCUCUAGUCAGUAUUUUGAUUGUAUAAUAUUUUAUUGCCUUUGUUCUAUAAGUAAGCUUACGAUUACACGUAUAGGAUAUAUUUCGUAAGUAAAUAUGAAUUAAAAGAUUUUUUUACGUGAUGAAAAA
This is a messenger RNA of Manduca sexta (tobacco hornworm), 2018 nucleotides long. RefSeq lists its product as uncharacterized. The transcript has 3 exons. The coding region runs from base 232 to 1524 and encodes 430 amino acids. The record is from RefSeq and is a predicted model, not a curated record. Lineage: Eukaryota; Metazoa; Arthropoda; Insecta; Lepidoptera; Sphingidae.